AUGGGUCUGAGCAGUUGCGUAGUUCGUGACAUCGCCGUCCUGAUCCACCACCAUCUAGAGACUGAAAAACCGCAACUGCUGUUCCUCACAGAAACGCAGAUCAAAUGUCCAGCCGACGCAGCAUACUUGUUCUACCCUGGGUAUACACUGGAACACAAAUUCCAAGCCCGGGCGGGAGUCUGCAUCUAUGCCCGCGAUGACAUUUGCAUCAAGCGUCUCAAAUGCCUGGAGGUUCCUGGAUUCUCUGUAAUUUGGGUUUUGGUGGACACAGGCCUAGAGAAAUUACUCUAUGCCUGUGUUUACCGUUCGCACAGCGGUGACCAUGAGACAACCCGGCUGUUCGACUACCUCAGCCAAUCAGCUGAUAAGGCACUAGCCCGAUACCCCUCUGCACAGUUGGUGAUUUUGGGAGAUUUCAAUGCACAUCAUCAAGAAUGGCUCUUCCCAUAUCAGGUGACCGAUCACGCUGGGAGAGAGGCACGUAAACUAGCUCUGACACUUGAUCUCUCCCAAUUGAUAGACUGUGCAACCAGGGUCCCGGACGUCGACACUCACACAGCCAAUUGCCUAGACCUUGUGCUGACAUCAGAUCCAGACAGAUAUUCCACCAUGGUUGCUGCUCCUCUUGGAACUUCUGACCACUGCCUGGUGAAAGCUGUAUCGUCAUACUCCCCAUCCGAUCGUGGCCCUUGUGGAGUAAGAAGAGUAUGGCGAUACAAGUCAGCAGAUUGGGACGAGAUGCGCCAGUUUUUCGCAUCUUUUCCUUGGAGGCCGGCUUGCUUUUCUUCUCAAGAUCCAACGAUUUGCGCCGAUGCCAUCACCGAGGUUAUACGUCAGGGUAUGGAAUUCUUUGUUCCCUACUCAGACAUUGCCUCAGGUAGCAAAGCUCGCCCUUGGUUCAAUGCUGAUUGCCGUCAUGCUGAAGCGUGUAAGCAGUCGGCGUUUCUGGCAUGGGCAGAUGCUCGAACGCGCGGCUCACCAGACACUCGCAAUCUGAAGAAAGCCUACAACCAGGCCUCCAAGUCUUGCAAAAGAACACUACGCAGGGCUCGCUACGACCAUAUUGGACGCAUUGGCUCAAAACUUGCUUCUUACCCAGCCGGGUCUAAACCAUUUUGGUCCCUUGCCAAGGCCAUCCAAUCCAACUUCUGUCGCCCCAGCCUGCCACCACUGCUGAAACCCGACGGCUCACUGGCUCACUCUGCUGAGGAAAAGGCGAAUCUUUUUGCCACCCUGUUCGCUGAUAACUCCCGUCUUGACGUUGCAGGCAAAAUACCACCCUCAUUACCCCCUGCCUCCACCACCAUGCGUGAGGUCCGCAUACGACACAAAGAGGAAUUGAACCCAGAAUGUCCAAAUAAAGAGAGCCGAACUCUCCACUACUCCAUGGAGACGUAA
Molecule: messenger RNA, 1398 nt
Organism: Ostrinia furnacalis (Asian corn borer)
Lineage: Eukaryota; Metazoa; Arthropoda; Insecta; Lepidoptera; Crambidae
Exons: 3
Coding region: 1-1398 (465 amino acids)
Molecular function (GO): catalytic activity
Source: RefSeq, a predicted model, not a curated record